ACUUGACUCCAUCCCAAACCACUCAGGAGACUCAGUCCAUGCACGGAGUCACCCGCGAAAAGUUCGUCAUUCAUAGUUUCGGCAAACCCCAGUCGUAAUCCUGUGGCAGCAAGAGAAAGUUUUUGCGUGCAAAGUGAUAAAACCGUUCCAAUAGGCUGACCGUCGAUUGAUUGAUAUUUUCAAGAUCAAAUGAAUCUGAUAGCAAACAGAACGGUUCGCGUAUUUACGAGGGUGGCGUGAGUGUAGAGGUGUGGAAAGUGCGCCGUAAUUUGUGUUGAACCUGUCCUGAUCAUAUAGCUUCAUCGAAUCGCCCUAAAUAUCAUACUAUUCAAAAAAAAAGGUGCUCUAACCUUCGAACAUCCUGGAGAACCACUUAAAUUAAUUACACCCACUUAUCACGACCAAAAGCGUCAUGUCGCCACCGACGUUGAUCGCAGUGGGGUGCGGGAAAGUUUUCGCAUCGUCACUGCUUGCAAUAUUGUCAUUGUGUUCGCUGCUUCGAUAUCAGAUAUUUGCCUACCAGCUGCCGGUGGUGCCGAUUCGGCACAUUGACGAGCAACCGUCGCACCAUUUGCAGCAGGACAUCAUGGACUUCCUCGACCUGAUUCCGUUCGCCGACGUUCACUCGCUGAUGCAGUACUACUAUCACUACGAUGCCGAGGUGGAGAAUGCCUUCGAUUAUGUCUGCAGUGAGGACUAUUCGCAGAUAAAGCUCGAAAUUGCGAAUCUAAACGAGGUGCGAAGUUUCCGUCGCUAUCUGGACAAUAUUGGCUUCAGUGUGGAGCACGUGUGGCAGGAGCUAAAGGCGCGAUUCAACGUGGAUGAUAUCUUUGCCGAACCGGACGAGACAAUCCGAAAUUUGAAUCUAACCACCCAGGGACUGAACGGAUUAGUCGAUGACAUAUUAGCACUGCUGCCGCAGGACGAGAUAAUCCUACUUUUCUUCGACAAACUGGAAACCAGCAAUGAUUUCUCGUACUUUUUCGAACAGAUCGGUAGCGGCGAGUUCGAAAGCGUGCUAAGCAUGUUGCAGAGUUCACAGCAGCUGAGAAUCCUGUUGUGGAGAUUGCAGCGCCAUGGCUUCGACAUUCCCGGCUGGAUUCAGCAAAUUCAACGAUAUUUCAGCUUCAGUAGCUUUUAGCAAAGUGAUUUAAUAAAGUGAGAUUAACUAGUA
Molecule: messenger RNA, 1174 nt
Organism: Malaya genurostris
Lineage: Eukaryota; Metazoa; Arthropoda; Insecta; Diptera; Culicidae
Product: protein G12-like
Exons: 3
Coding region: 413-1141 (242 amino acids)
Source: RefSeq, a predicted model, not a curated record